This is a messenger RNA of Colius striatus (speckled mousebird), 3554 nucleotides long. RefSeq names its product syntaxin 11 (gene STX11). Gene Ontology annotation, biological process: exocytosis; synaptic vesicle fusion to presynaptic active zone membrane; intracellular protein transport. The record is from RefSeq and is a predicted model, not a curated record. The transcript has 3 exons. The coding region runs from base 252 to 1118 and encodes 288 amino acids. Gene Ontology annotation, molecular function: SNARE binding; SNAP receptor activity. NCBI's taxonomy places the organism in Eukaryota, Metazoa, Chordata, Aves, Coliiformes, Coliidae. Gene Ontology annotation, cellular component: synaptic vesicle; presynaptic active zone membrane; SNARE complex.
GCGGGCGCUGCGGGAGCACCGACCCUCGGGGAGCAGCGCGGCUGGAGCGGGACGGGGCACGACGCGGCACGCCGGGACAGCACGGGACGGGAUAGUCCUGCUCAGGGGCUGAUUUUACCUGAAGAUCUUGGUGUUGCCUGUGGAAGGAAGGAUGGGCACGCGGCAGUCGUCAGCCUACAGUGCACUGCAGUGGACUGAAAAGCACUGACUGGAAAACGACAGUGGGAUUGAUUUUCCCCUCCUUGGUCAGGAUGAAAGACCGGCUAAACGAGCUGCGUGAAUUUGCCAGGUUACACAACCAACAUUUUUCUGAUGGGGAGGAUGAUGAAAAUUCACCCCACGGUGUUCUCCUUUAUGAGACUGAUUAUGCCUUAGAAAUUCUUCAUAAAGACAUAGAGAACAUCCGGACAGAAAAUGACCACCUAAAAGAAGAUGUCAGACGUCUCAGAAAGCAAAAUAACCGCUUCCUGACUUCCAUGCGCCGUAUUAGUAGCAUCAAACGAGAUACUAAUUGUAUUGCCAGAGACAUCAAGGCCCGUGGAGAAAACAUCCACCGCAAACUCCAGAUAAUGAGAGAUUUCAGCGAAGAUGCCGUAACGAAAUUCGGGGCUAUGUCUGUCAUUGCCAGGGUGGCAAAGAACCACUAUGUUGACCUCAUGCAUGCAUUUCAGGAAGCUAUGUUUGAAUAUAAUGCGACAGAGAUGAACCAACGGGAGAACUGCAAGAUUCGAAUUCAGCGGCAGCUAGAGAUCAUGGGCAAAGAUGUCUCUGGCAACCAGAUUGAGGAGAUGAUUGAGCAAGGCAAGUGGGAUGUCUUCUCUGAGAAUCUCUUGUCAGAUGUUAAGGGGGCUCGCGCGGCCUUGAAUGAGCUAGAGACACGUCAUAAGGAGCUUGUGAAGUUAGAAGGUCGCAUUAAGGAAGUUCACGAGCUCUUUCUGCAGGUUGCCCUGCUAGUGGAGGAACAGGCAGACACCUUUGAUGUCAUUGAGAUAAAUAUGCAAAAUGUUGAGGACUAUGUAGGAGACGCUAAAGACCAAGUGAAAAAAGCUUUGGAAUACAGAAGAAAACAUCCCCUCAGAACAAUCCUCUGCUGCUGCAUAUCCUGUUGCAGAAGGUGACUAUUUCACUGAAGCUAUCACAGAAUGACUUGAAUGUCUUCAAAAUCAGACAUUUUUCCCACUCACUUUUCCAUAAUGAAAACCCCUAGAGAUGAGGGGGGGGGGGUGUUUUUGUUCAUUGCCUUUUUGCAGUUGUUUUCCUCCAUUGUUUUUUACUUAAAUGUGCUAAAGGCUGUUCUAUUUGAGAGCUCCUAGCAAUGUUGAUAAAACUAUUUUUUAAUCUAUUUGUAAUUGAACUGUACUCUCUUACUGUAACUAGAUGUGCAAGAAGAUAUCUGCAGUGGUACUUAUUUCAGGUAGGCAAGAACGGGGAAUGAGUGAUGGGCUGGUAACGCAGCCCAGGGAAGAUGAGACAUUUCAAGAAGUAACUUUAUUGUUAUUAGUCAAAGUGAGUCUGCAGGCAGUGCAGCCUUACUGCUUGGGGCAGCAUAAUACACCAGAGAGUCAGGAGGUUUCAAUUUAACUAGUUUUCAGCUUGCAAAUACUGGAACAGAUGCUUGCUCUGUUCAUUACACAAAAUACCGAGCCUAUUAGCAGAAGCACGACACAGAACUGGUUUCUGUUUCAACGUGAUUUCAAUCUGUCAUGAAUCUUAACAGAAGUAACUGCACUGAAAAUGGUAAUACACACCUUUCGCACCAUUUCUGCGCAAAUGAUUGCUUUUCUAACCGUUUUGAGUACCUGCAACUUUGUCAGGGUGGCUAGAAGCGCUGCAACACUGUGGCAUUUCACUUGGGCUGCUGUCUGUACUCUCAAUUUCAAAACUGCCAUGCUUUUAUGCUUCUAAUACAUCUUUUUUUUUCUGCCAGUACCUUAAGUUAGAAGAGAUGCAUGUGGUAGCCUUCUGCAGAAGCACCCAUAAAGAACAGUUGCAGGGGUCAAGAAAGCAUUUUAGGGUCUCCUGUGCUAGAACACACACACAAGCAGUUUUAGUGGAUUAUCAUAGAAUCAUAGAAUGGUAGGGGUUGGAAGGGACCUUUCGAGAUCAUCUAGUCCAACCCCCCUGCAGAAGCAGGUUCACGUAGAUCAGGUGGCAUAGGAACAUGUCCAGGCGGGUCUUGAAGACCUCCAAGGAAGGAGACUCCACAACCCCUCUGGGCAGCCUGUGCCAGGACUCUCUCACCCUCACAGUGAAAUAGUUUUUUCUUAUAUUUAACUGGAACAUUUUGUGUUCCAGCUUCAUCCCAUUAUCCUGUCAAUAGGCCUUUUUUUUUAAUAAGCAUUGACUGAAUAUGGAUUUUUAAUAUCUAUUUUAAAUAACAUGAAGGAUUAAAUAUUAAUAACAUGCAAUUUUAACAGUGUACAGAAACAAUAACUUUCCUCCCAUUAUUAGGAAAUCUCCACCUGAGAAAGAAAGGUGGAUUACACCUUCAGUACACCUGAAGAGGAGUGAAAACAUCAUUUUCAUGUAAUUUCACUGCUCAUUUCAAGCUUAAAAACAGUCUCCCCUUUUGUAUCAGGGAAGUCUACUCACAGUAAGUUUGGAAUAUGAGGAUGGAAUAGAAAAUUUGCAGCCCUGGAAACCACUGAGCAUUGUCAGUGAGGCAUGAAUUCAUAAGGUCUGUGAUCUUCUGCUAUCCCUUUGAAUUAAUGCAGGACAUUUUUUCAGAAGUAAUAGACCUUUUUUAAAAACAAUCUGAUCCUAUUUGUAGCUGUUUUAAUAAAUAUAUCUAAGCAUUUCAAAUAUUUUGCAUUUGGGAGUUUUCCUUGGGAGAUGUGCAUAGGCAUCUUCCCACACCAAUCAUAAUUUUUCCCUUCUGAUCUUUUGCACUCUAAUUUAAUAUGUGAAAAAGCACCCACACAUUUCUUAUAUUUAUAUUGCAAUAACAAAACAGCAAAAUAAAUUCAACUUCCAAGCUUUCAUAUCUUGAUGGGAAAUGCUUCUUAGCCAGAUGGGCUUGGGUUUUUUUUGCACAAAGAGAAGCUAAAUGGGAUAACACUUCUCUGAAAGUGAAAGUCCUUUUUUUUACUGAAACACCUGUCUGUGAUAACAUGGAAUAGUGAGGAACACUGAUCUUCUAAACUAGAAGAUAUUGUGAUAUUCAGUGAUGUCCUGAUGAUAUCAGUAUUACACUUGCCUGAGGACCUCUCCGACGACUGAAUGUUUAAACUUGAAGUGUGAGAAAGGAGGGUGUCAAGCUGGCACCAUUACCAGUAGCUUUGGUGUUACUGAGGAAAAGGUCAUUUACUUCCUAGGUACUGCCAUUCAAGGCAAUGGAACUGUGCGUUUGUAGAGGAAUACCCUACACCUCCAAGGGUCAGCGUGUGGGUGUAACUCAGUGAAGAACAGUAUACGUAUUUCAUUUUGUCUGCAUAUUCUUAACACUCACCAGUGCUUUUAAUAAAAAUGUGUAUGUGAGUUGUAUUUUUUUUUUGUUGGUUUAUUUUUUGCACAAAUGUAUGUCUAGAAACAGAAUAAAAGAUUUCAUAAGAAAA